Messenger RNA from Carassius auratus (goldfish), 1822 nucleotides. Its product is annotated as 1-phosphatidylinositol 4,5-bisphosphate phosphodiesterase beta-4-like. Lineage: Eukaryota; Metazoa; Chordata; Actinopteri; Cypriniformes; Cyprinidae. The record is from RefSeq and is a predicted model, not a curated record. Gene Ontology annotation, biological process: lipid catabolic process. Bases 390 to 1352 code for a protein of 320 amino acids. Gene Ontology annotation, molecular function: calcium ion binding; phosphatidylinositol-4,5-bisphosphate phospholipase C activity. The transcript is spliced from 13 exons.
AAUUGUUUGUGCACUUUUUUUUUUUUUUCAGUGAAGGUUUCUGUCUCUUGUUUUUGCCUUUGAAACUUCUUCCUCCAAAUCCAAAACACAAGCAGAAUAAAUAACCCAGGAUCCCGCAGGUGAUCCUCCCAGACCUGGCUGUGCUGCGUGUGGCUGUGUACGACGACAACAAUAAGCUGAUCGGACAGCGCAUUCUCCCGCUGGACGGACUGCAGUCGGGUUACAGGCACAUCUCCCUACGAAACGAGUACAACAAGCCUCUGUCUCUGGCCACCGUCUUCUGCAGAAUCAUCCUCAAGACAUACGUGCCCGACGGCUUCGGAGCGAUUGCAGAUGCCCUGUCUGAUCCCAAGAAGUUCGUAUCGGUCUGUGAGAAAAGAACGGACCAAAUGAGAGCCAUGGGCAUUGAGAUGUCAGAUAUCGCCGAUGUUCCGAAUGACGGCUGGAUGGGGAGCAGGAAGCGGAAGGCGAUGCUGCAGCAGAAAGACUCUGAGAGACUGAGAGCAGCGCCGGGACAGAGCCCACUCAUCUGCUCCAAAGAGGAUACAUCAGUGCUCGCACCUCAGCUGACCAUCGACGACCUAAAGCAGACAAAGACUUACUUGAAGCUUGUCAAGAAGCAGCAGAAGGACAUGUGUGCUUUGAAGAAAAAGCAGGCGAAGGCCCAUGUGGCACUGCAGAGCUCCCACUGCACUCAAGUGGACAGGACUGUUGCUCAACAUGAUAAAGAGAAACAAGCGCUGGAGAAGCAGCUCGAGAAAAGCAUCAGGAAAGUGAGUGACAAUUACAGCCUUGAAAUGAGCAGAGACAUCGAAAAGCAGAUCAAGACUUUAACGAGCAAUCACAAAUCAAAGGUGAAGGAGAUGGUGGCCAGUCACGCGCUUGAAUGGGCAGAAAUGAUCAAAUGGCACUCGGCUGAAGAGCAGACUGUGAGAGAGCAGCAUGUGAUUCAACAGUGCGAGACGCUCCGGAAACUCCUGCUGAUGGAGCAUGAGAAGCAAACACAGCAGCUCUCGCUCCUGCAUGAGAGACAAAAUAAAGACAUGCGGACCAACCAAGCGAAGACCUCGAUGGAGAGCAGCAAAGCCAUCAGUCAAGACAAAAGCAUAAAGAACAAGGCUGAGAGGGAACGGAGAGUUCGAGAGCUUAACAGCACAAACACAAGGAAGUUUCUUACAGAACGAAAGAGGCUCGCCAUGAAACAGUCCAAGGAAAGCGAGCAACACCAGGCAGCUCAGCGGGAACAACUGGAGAGGCUGGAGAAACACAAUGAGGAGCUGUUGAACUCGUGCUAUGCAAAAUCACAAUGCCAAGGCCAGAGAGACGGCAGAGAAGAGCGAACAGAGCGCUGAAGCGGAGCGAUCAAACCCACCGCUUGCAGACUUUCACGCGCACUAAUGAUCUGUACGUGCACUACACACAUAGAACUUGUUUUUAGUGAAAUCAGCUUGGUAUUUAUUUGUUAUAUGAAUACUGAAUGUUUUAUAAAUAUGAGUGCACAGAUAUUCUGUGAUUUGUCAGCAAAGAGAGAAACUGAUUCUUAUUUUAUAAGCCCGGCUACUUUAAAAUAAACAUGCACUAUUUAAUGUUUUUAAAGCGUGUGUCUAAUCUCACUGUGAAUGAUUCAUCAGUACAUAUUGUAUAAAAAAUAAAUGUUUGAUUUGUUUUUUUUUUUAUAUAAUACGAUUAUAUUUUUCCCAUUAAUCGUUAUUCUGAUAUGAAACACCUGUAUCUGAAAGUCUUUUGAAAUAACACUGUUUUGAAGCUCAUGCAAAAAAGUAUGUACGUGUUUUAAAUUGAUAUAAAAUCCAUUUUACUGGCU